Molecule: messenger RNA, 984 nt
Organism: Rosa rugosa (rugosa rose)
Lineage: Eukaryota; Viridiplantae; Streptophyta; Magnoliopsida; Rosales; Rosaceae
Exons: 8
Coding region: 149-886 (245 amino acids)
Biological process (GO): translational initiation
Cellular component (GO): eukaryotic translation initiation factor 2B complex
Molecular function (GO): guanyl-nucleotide exchange factor activity; translation initiation factor activity
Source: RefSeq, a predicted model, not a curated record
CCGGAAACCCAAAAGGUGACCCAAAUGCAAAAUAGAAGCUCUCUGAAAAGCCCCAAACUCUGCAAAAACCCCCCACACGCACAAACUCUCUCCGUCUCUCAUUCACAUGCUUCUCCGAUCUCGCCCGUGAAAAUUGAGUGAUAUAAUCAUGCCAGACGUGCAUACUCUUGUGAAUGAUUUCAUUAUGAAGCUGAAAAAGCAUAAAAUCGAGGGCUCGCAGGCUACGGCGAAGCAGACGGCUGAGUUACUUCGCUCGGUGAUUUCGUCGCAGCGUGUGCCCUACACGAAUCAAGCCGGAGCCUUGAUUGAUGCUGUAAGGGCUAUUGGGGAGCAGCUGAUUGCUGCAAAUCCUGUGGAGCUUGCUGUGGGUAAUAUUGUGAGGCGGGUUUUGCACAUUAUCAGGGAGGAGGAUCUUUCUCUCACCACAGCUGCUAUGGCUGGGUUGAACUUGUCCACUGUCAGUGAUGAUGAAGAUGAUGUUGACCGCGACAACUAUCCUGUUCUAUCUGCUUCUGUAGUUGCAACAGCUGCAAGAAGCACACUGCGUCCACCUUCCUUGCAAACCCUUCUUGAAGACAUGUCUGAUGCAGCAGCUAUCCCUCACACUUCUUCAUCUGGGGGUGAUUCUGAAGGGAAAAGCAAUUCUGCUGAUAAAAGUUCUAGAAGCCAGAAGUUGAAGCAUGAUGUCAUUGAAGCAGUCAAUGAACUUAUUCAAGAUAGUGGCACUUGCCAUGAACAGAUUGCUGAGCAAGCAGUAGAGCACUUUCACCAUAAUGAGGUUAUAUUAACUCUAGGCAGUUCAAAAACAGUACUGGAAUUCCUUUUUGCUGCAAAGGAGAAAAAAAGAUCAUUUCGGGUAUUUGUUGCAGAGGGAGCUCCAAGAUAACCGUUUACGGCGGUGAACAACUACAUUACCUCCGAUAUUCACGAUCAGAGUGGUUCUCUGCAUUUCCAGCUUUCAGUAGGCUGGUGUUGUGCCAUUUC